This is a messenger RNA of Penaeus chinensis, 1474 nucleotides long. Its product is annotated as protein amalgam-like. Gene Ontology annotation, molecular function: protein binding. Gene Ontology annotation, cellular component: neuron projection. The record is from RefSeq and is a predicted model, not a curated record. NCBI's taxonomy places the organism in Eukaryota, Metazoa, Arthropoda, Malacostraca, Decapoda, Penaeidae.
GCAAGAACAAGCUGAUCAUCAAGAAGUUCCCGGCCAACGGGGGCAGCGAGAAGCUCCUCUCCGUCGGCAGCGAGCGCGUCAUCCCCGACAGGCGCAUCACCGUGGGCGAGGGGCGUCUCACCAUCUCGCACGCCCGACCUCGCGAUGCAGGGACCUUCCUGUGUCAGUUCGACCUGGAGCCGCCCUUGCAGCUGCGCCACACCCUCGACGUGCAGUACGCGCCCUCCGUCAAGGCCCUGGUGGCGCAGGAACUACACGUGACCAAGGGCGAGAACGUGACGCUGAGUUGCCAGGCCGAGGGAAAUCCUCCGCCGAUCAUCAGGUGGUCUCGUCAGGAGGGGACUCUGCCGUCAGGACAGCGCAACCAGGAGGGCGAAAACGUGACCCUCGACGGCGUGGAUCGCCACCACGAGGGCACCUACCUCUGUACAGCCGACAACGGGAUAGGUCAGCCUGCUUCCGCCUCUAUGACCGUCACUGUGGAGUAUCCGCCGGAAAUCGUCGUGGAGAAGGCCGUGGUGCAGACGGGCGACGGCGGCCAGGUGGAGUUGGUGUGCGAGGUGCACGGGCGUCCCACUCCGGAGGUCGUGUGGACGCGCUACGGCCAGGUCCUGCCGCCCGCGUCCUACCACGGCAACCGGCAGCAGCUGCAGCAUCCCACGGGCCACCAGGGAUACAUCCACAAGGCCCAUGACGCCCACAUCAGCCAGAGUCGCGUCGCCCAAAGCCACACGCUCACCAUCACCCACGUCACGCAAAAGGAUUUCGGGGAAUACGCGUGCACGGCGGAGAAUGCGCACGGCACGAGGGCGGCCGUCAUUAAGAUCACAGGCCUACCCAAUUCGCCCCGCCUCACCAGUAGCCCCAACGGCGGAGAGAGCAACAGGUACACCCUCACCUGGGACACUGAGAGCCACUCCCCUAUAACGGAAUUCCAGAUCAGGUACCGGAAGAACCAGCAAGGACCGAGCCAGCAGAACCGAUCCCUCGUGUACCCCGGCUCCUGGCGACACGUGUCACGCCCAGUGGCAGUGUCAGCCGAGGUGAGCCUGGCAGAUCCUCGCGGGAAUAAAGUGAGGCCACAGCAUAUGACACACACGAUCGAGGACUUGGAGGUGGCGACAGACUACAUAGCCGUCGUCAGAGUCAGGAAUAAAUAUGGAUGGUCGAACGAUUCAGAUUAUUUCAACUUCUCUACGAAGAAAGCAAUGGCGGUCCUUCGCUCCACCAGCAGCUCCACCGGCCUCCUGCCCCGCUCGCCUUCCCUCCUUCUCUUCGCCGCCUUCUUCAGCCUGCUCUUCGCCCCGUCUGCGUAGGAAGACCACCCCGGCGUCUAAACCUCUUUACAACGUCCAUCACGGUUGGCCGCUGCUCCCCAGCCUGCCACUCUUGAGAUCUUGUUGUCUGUCUGUCUGUUUGUCGGUUUGUUUAUAUGAUUUGUUUUUCUUUCUUUGAUUAUCUGUUAGUUUCUGUC